This is a messenger RNA of Paraphaeosphaeria sporulosa, 2075 nucleotides long. Its product is annotated as WD40 repeat-like protein. Gene Ontology annotation, cellular component: small-subunit processome. Bases 50 to 1849 code for a protein of 599 amino acids. Gene Ontology annotation, molecular function: snoRNA binding; protein binding. Lineage: Eukaryota; Fungi; Ascomycota; Dothideomycetes; Pleosporales; Didymosphaeriaceae. The record is from RefSeq and is a predicted model, not a curated record. The transcript has a single exon.
UUUUUUGGCUGCGAAACUUUGUCGACUGCCCCGGCCACACGCCGCAGCCAUGUCCUCUUUCUUCACCGUCCCUGCCUCGCAGCGCAAGAGGAAGCGAUCCGACCCUGCUCCCGCCGGCUCCAAGAAGCGCAGCACCGCUGCUGCGCACUCGCACGCCCACAGCGCCGCCCGCCGCAGCGAGCGCGACGAGUCCAUUUCCGGGAGCGACCAGGACUCUGACGGCGAGCGUGAUGCCGGCUUCUUCGACGAGCCUGAGGGCUCCGAAGCGUCCGACGACGAUGACGACGACGAGACCGCGGCCGAGAAGCGUCUGAGGCUCGCCGAGCGGUACCUUGCGAACAUCCGCAACGAAGUCGAGGAAGAUGGGGGCUUCGACGCAGCAGACGUCGAUCGCGACCUGAUUGCCGAGCGACUCAAGGAAGACGUCGCAGAAUCAAAGGGCAAGAUUUACCGACACAUUGCCGAAGAGCUGGACUUCGGGCACGCAUCACAUGUGUUCAGCAAGUCAGGCCUGCAGAAGGCAGUCACCGGCUGUGCGCUCCGUUUACCAUACGCCUGGACCGUCAGCAAGGACUUGGUGGUCGAAAAGUGGGAAAUUGCAGAUCCCGCGAUAUACAAUGCACUGGAACCAAACCAGCCUACCAACAUCGCCCGACGACGCAACCCCAAACGGCUUUGCUGGAGGAAGGGCAACAAAAACAUGAAGGGUGACAAGGACUACCUCGGUCACACUGGCGAGAUCAUUUCGAUUGCUGUGUCGGAUUCAGGGCGCUUCUUGGCUACGGGAGACAAGCAUGCUCGCCUAAUAAUAUGGGACGCCGAUACCCUUACACCGCAGAAGCUUUUCACACGGCACCGCGAUGCUGUCACCUCGUUAUCGUUCAGGAGGGGCACGGAACAGCUUUUCUCCGGAGGCGCAGAUCGCGCGGUACUGGUAUGGGCUGCUGCAGAGUCUGCCUAUAUAGAAACGUUGCACGGCCACGAAGAUGUAGUCAUCGGCGUGGCAGGCGGACUGGAAGUGAACCAAGAAACUUGCGUUAGUGUUGGAUCAAGAGACAGGUCUGCGAGGCUAUGGAAGGUGGUCGAGGAGAACCAAUUGGUGUUCAGAAGUGGAACGAACACGCGUCAAAAGGGCUUGGACAAGCUACGAAAAGGUCGCUUUGGGGGCACAACAGACGAUGGGCCGACUGCCAACGGUGAACGGCAAGAGGAAGAAGACGAUGAUGUUGUGUAUGCCGAGGGCUCCGUGGACUGUGUCGCUCUCCUCGAUGCAGGAUUGUUCGUCACGGGUUCGGACAACGGAGCUCUGUCACUAUGGUCAGUGAACAGGAAGAAACCUCUACAAACUAUACGUCUUGCACAUGGGCGAGACCCGCCACUUCCGCCAGAAGAGAUGUCAGCAAACAGCGAUGCUAAGUCAUCUGCGAGGCCUGGGCCGAAGCUACCGAGAUACAUUACCGCAAUUGCAACAGUCCCGUUUGCGGACCUCAUUCUCACAGGCAGCUGGGAUGGCUGGAUAAGAGCGUGGCGCGUCGGAACGGACAAACGCAGUAUCGAGCCUGUGGGAAAGGUUGGUCGCAUACCUCCUGAAGAGGUGGACGGCACGACCGUAAAUGCUCAGUCGAGCGACACCAUGGCCAUCAUGCGAGGCAUAGUGAACGGUCUUUCCGUGCAGGAACGGGGCGAACGUGGAAAGGAUGGCCUUUGUGUGGUUGCCGCAGUUGGCAAGGAGCCUAGAUUGGCCCGAUGGAUGACUGCCAAGGCACCGAACAGUCUACAUAUCUUUGAGGUCUCGAAGAAAGCCUUGGAAAAUGGUAUUAGCGGGGUGCCACGGGAUGAAGAAGAUUAGGACUUGGUUAUCGCCCGCCUUUCGAUUACCGUCAAUGAUACCACUUGCUGUGCGAGAGCUGCCGCGUGAUGCAUUUGAUCGAGGGCCUCUACUUCACCAAGGUCACAUGUUCUUGAGAUCGCUAUGUAGUCGUUGAUUUGAGCGACACCAUCGUCAAGGUAACAUGAAUGCUGCAAUAUCUUGCCAGGAUAAAUUGCAGUUCAACUUAGCCCUAGAUGUACAACAU